This is a messenger RNA of Eruca vesicaria subsp. sativa (arugula), 577 nucleotides long. NCBI's taxonomy places the organism in Eukaryota, Viridiplantae, Streptophyta, Magnoliopsida, Brassicales, Brassicaceae. The record is from the annotation of a GenBank genome assembly.
GCUUAACUCAUCCAAAUUUAAUCAUAAUUACACAAACAACGGGAGUAAAGAAAAUGAAGCUUUGGAACACAAGAUUAUCGUUUCUAAUAGUUCUGAUCUUUCUUUUAGCCAGGUUUCAUUUCUCCUCAGGCGGCUGCAAGCUAGCUAGCACGACGGCGAUGGAGGAGUUUCAAAAAGGGUUCAAACGACUAAGAUUUGACAGCAAGAGAACGCUACCGGCAGUUAGCACCGGCGAGAAGUACAAGAAGAUCUACGGAGUUUCACUUAAGAAAACUCCAGGCGGUCCAAACCCUCUUCACAACAAAUGAUAAGUAGCAUAUUAUUUCAUUGAUGUUAUGUUUUCAUUUGAUGAAAAACUUGCAUCUCUCGUCUCAACAUAUGAUCUUAUGUGUGAUAGACCCCACACAAAGAAAAUUAUGUAUCAGUUGAUUGUCUUGUCGUUGUAUUAAUUUAAUUAGUGGGACUGGAUAGGAAAAAUUACUAAAUAUGUAUGUAAAAGAUAAACUAAUUUUAGUUUAGUUUUGUAUAUAUACGAGAUAUGUAGUUUUUAUAUUUUGACAAUGGAUAUCAGAGGUAG